This is a messenger RNA of Tachysurus vachellii, 3144 nucleotides long. RefSeq names its product YTH N6-methyladenosine RNA binding protein C1 (gene ythdc1). Gene Ontology annotation, biological process: mRNA splicing, via spliceosome; regulation of alternative mRNA splicing, via spliceosome. The record is from RefSeq and is a predicted model, not a curated record. Gene Ontology annotation, cellular component: nucleoplasm. The transcript has 15 exons. NCBI's taxonomy places the organism in Eukaryota, Metazoa, Chordata, Actinopteri, Siluriformes, Bagridae. Gene Ontology annotation, molecular function: N6-methyladenosine-containing RNA reader activity; mRNA binding. Bases 198 to 2360 code for a protein of 720 amino acids.
UGCAGAACUAGAGGAAGUGUUCAGCCAUUUUAGACGAGGGAUCGGACACGAACAAAAACAUUCAACCGAAUUUCAGUUAUUUGUUUGUUUAAUGUAGCUAACGGGUCGUCUGUUUAAAAUAUAUCGGGCGCUGAAGAGGAAACCAAACGAGACGGCUGAAAAGUCUCCUUUUAAAAGAGAGAGAAAGGCAGCCGAAGAUGGCCGUCGACAGGCGAGACGACAAAGAUGGAGAGCUUAAUGUUCUGGAGGAUAUAUUGACUGAUGCUCCUGACCAAGACGACGAAUUGUACAACCCUGAAAGUGAACAUGACCUGAACGAAAAGAAAGGUUCCAAGCGAAAGAACGAUCAUGGAGAAAGCCACGAUGCAAAGAGACUAAGGUCCUCUGGCCACUCCACCAGGCAGCCGGUUAAAAGGUCAGUACUGUCUAGCAGAUCCAUUGGGAAAAAGAUGACCAGCCUGAGGGGUAGACACCAUCCUGAUGACUUCUAUGAAGAAAGGAAGAACCAUUCUGGCAGAGGAAGAGCUUCCAGGGCUGAGUUGUCUAAAGGGCACAGCAGAGACCACCAGAGGAGAAUCAAACCACUGAUCCCAGAGUUGAACGAGAAACUGAGGAGGACGAGUGAGGAGAGUGUGGGCCGGGUGAGUCAUUCCUCGAAAGAAGACGAAGAAGAGGGGCGGUCGGAUGAGUAUGCAUCAGAGCAUGAGACGGGCAGUUCCGCAGGUUCCUCUGAAGGCAACCGUUCUGACGGUGAGGAAGAGGAGGUGAUGGAAGACGAUGACGAGGAUGGCGAGAAAGGCCCAGAUGAUGAAGAUGAAGAAGAGGAUGUUGAGGGAGAAGAUGGAGAAGAGGAGGACGAAGACUACGAGCUGGAGGACGGCGACCAGCAGGAGGGGAACGAGCAGAAUGACUACGACACGCGCAGCGAAGCCAGCGAUUCGCAGUCAGAAUCCGUGUCCUUCUCAGAGGGCGAGUCAGUGCACUCUGCCUCAGGCUCUGAGGCUUCUGGGUCAGAAAAGAAGCACGAAAAGCUGUCAUCGUCUGUCCGUGCUGUGAGAAAAGGUAAGAAAUCCCCACAACGAACACUCGAAAGAAAGCUGCAGACAUGGUUGAAAAGGCUUUGUGUCCUCAAGAUCCUUUUUUUUCUAUUAUUAUUUUCUCCUCCAUCGUCAUUAACAGAUCAAACCAGCAAGCUGAAGUACAUCCUGAGAGAGGCCAGGUACUUCCUGAUUAAGAGCAACAACCAUGAGAAUGUUUCUCUCGCCAAGGCUAAGGGGGUGUGGUCGACCCUGCCCGUGAACGAAAGGAAGUUGAACGCAGCGUUCCGCUCGGCUAAAAGCGUCAUCCUCAUCUUCUCUGUCAGGGAGAGCGGCAAAUUUCAAGGUUUUGCUCGACUCUCGUCCGAGUCUCACCACGGGGGUUCUCCCAUCCACUGGGUGCUGCCUGCAGGCAUGAAUGCCAAGAUGCUUGGAGGAGUCUUUAAAAUCGACUGGAUAUGCAGGCGGGAGUUACCUUUCACAAAGUCAGCACACCUUACCAACUCGUGGAACGAGCACAAGCCUGUGAAGAUCGGACGUGACGGGCAGGAGAUCGAGACGAACUGUGGCCUGCAGCUGUGCCUGCUCUUCCCUCCGGACGAGAGCAUUGACUUGUAUCAGGUUAUUCACAAAAUGCGCCACAAGAGGAGGACGCACUCGGAGCCUCGUUCCCGGGGCCGUCCCCCCCACAGAGAGCCCGCCCCACGAGACCUGGGAAGGCGUCGUCCAGAGGAAUAUGACAUGCACAACAGGAAGCGACCCAGGAUUGACUAUCCUCCCGAGUUCCCCCAGAGACCAGGUUUUAUGCAAGACCCACGCAACCAACCAGUGGACAGACGCUUUUCUGGAGUAAGGAGAGAUGUGUUCCUCAACGGCUCUUACAACGAUUACAUGCGAGAGUUCCAUCACACCAUCGGACCUCCACCUCCAUGGCAAGGGAUGGCGCCAUAUCCUGGCAUGGAUCAGCCUCCUCACCAUCCGUAUUACCAACACCAUCCUCCGCCACCGCAGACCCACCCACCAUACUCGGGUCAUCACCCCAUGCCCCAUGAUGCUCGCUUCAGGGAGAAGAGGGUCGUUCGUUCUUUCUCAUCCAGUCUGCACGAUUACGAUAUGCGUGUAGACGACUUCCUGAGACGCACCCAGGCGGUGGUGAGCGGCCGCAGGAGCCGGCCGAGAGAGCGCGAGCGUCAGAGAGAACGCGAGCGGCCGCGGGACGCACGGCGAGAGCGGGAACGAGAGCGAGGACGUGAGCGUGACCGGGACAGAGACCGCAUCAGAGAUCGUGACAGGGAGAAAGAAAGAGGGCGCUAUCGCAGAUAAGAGAAGAUUCUCUACAGCUUUCUUUUUUUUUUUCUUUUUGUUGUUGUUGUCACUUUUUUGGUCACACACAGUUUUGCUAAGUAGCUCAUUAUUGAUUCUCUGUUAAAAAUCCCUUUUAAUAUCUUUCUGGGAAACAUAACAGUUAGUGUUUUUUUAAUUUGUUUGUUUUUUGUUUUUUGUAGAUAAGUACGUAUGUAUAAUACUGAAGUGUAAUUCAGAGGAAAAAGCACCACUCUUCCUUUCAGAGUAUUAUUUUUAAACAUGUACAUUGUUUUACAGGAGAUUGUAUAAUGCAUGCAGUGUUUUCUACUGUGAAAACCAAAAAUCUUUUUUUUUUCCUUCUUCUUUUCUUUUAAACGUUGAGCAUCGAGAGGGCACGAUUUUCUCAUACAUUCGGUGUGUGUUACAGUUUAGGACAAAUUUUCUUUGCCUCCAUCCUUCACUGCUAAUCAGCUCUGUAAAUGUCUCUGCUGUGAGGUUUAAGGUAACGCACACUUGUGUCUGUGAUCUCCGUUAUUGUACAUAAUACCUGAAUGGACUGUUAAAGCAGUACAACACGCUGCAGCACGUUCCUUUAUAUGGCUUUACGUUCCAAAUGUUCUGUUUUGAGUACGUGGGUGAAAAAAAAAUGCAAUAUCACCUUUUUUCUGUUUAAUCACUGUUGUAUUCUGUAAAUUCCCUGAAAUGAAGGUCUGUACAGCAACAUGCUAGAUGUUUUUGUCAGGAAAGUUGUAUCUUUUACUGAUAUCUUUUGUAUAAUUAAAAAGAAAACACUGUGUUUGUA